UUCUAUCCGUGUUUAUCUGCAGAAUCAAAACACAAUGGGCAAGAAGCUGAGCUCAGGACCGAACUGCCGGCUUCUCAGGCACAGCUAGGAUCGGCUGAGCACCGCAUGAAGGAGGCGCAGAACAAAGUUAAAUCCCUGGAGAAAGACAUCAGAGCAGGUCAGGACGAGAUGCUCAUCAUCCAGGCAUCAAUAACAGACGCCCGUAAUAAAAAUGAACAGCUGCGAGAGCUGUUAAUCCAGCAACAGUUGGUGAUUGAACAGACAGAUAGUGUGAUAUGUCAGGAAUGCAAGCUUUUGAAAGGACAGGCAAAGCAGGUGAACAAGGAGAUUUCAGCACAAGCAGAUGAAGUGAAAAAAUUGUUCUUGAACAUAGAUAAAAAAACUACUGAAUUGGCCCAGAUAAAAAAAAGAUUGCAAGAACUGCAAGAGGAUAAAAAUAUAUUCGAAGCACAACACGCACUUAACAAAGACUUGGAGCGUGCCCUUCAGGAGAGAUAAGAUUAUCAGCCCAUCAAACCAACACAUAAAUGAAAACGUGGAUUUAUCAGUUGUGAAAUUCUGUGAAAUUGGAUGGUGCUACUGAAAAACUUUCCUUCUUCUGUCUAAAAGUGUAUUUAGUUAUAAAAAAUUCAAUUUUUAUUACUAUCUUCAGGGAUAUUUAUUUAUAUUUGUCUGAGGCUUCAAAAUGCUUGCUGCCUCCAUCGUCAGAGCAGUGGGCCAUCCAGACCAAUUGGGGAACAGGAUGAAAUUGUAGAAUACAAAACUGUUCCUUGCUCCUUGACCUGGUUUCAAUGAAUUUGCAGGGCAUGCUGUUGUUGGAAAAGACCCACAGACUCGCUGUUGUGAAUGAACAGCAGGCUGCUGAUGCAGUUGAAUGUGGUGCUGACAGAGGGAAGGAAAAUGAUGGAGACGGGUUUCUCUAGUGGAUUGAGAACCUGUUGAAUCUGAUGCUGGCUGCAGCCAUUCUGUCUGAAAGUGGCCCCAAGAAACUCCACAUCGUCAUGUAGGGGUUCCCACAAGAUCACAAAUUCUACUGUAAACCGCCACAGAGUAAUCCCUAUCUCAGUUCCAACUCCCACUAUCUUUCCAAAAAAUAGAUUGUACUUUCCACAUUGGUGCACAUUGUGACCGGGAUAACCUGCAUGAGGAGCCGUACAUUCUCAGGGCCACUUUCAGGCAGAUUGGUUACGGUGACUAGUUGAUCUGAUGGGCUCUCGGCCAGUCGGAGAGGGUUGGCAUAGCCCCAGCUCUGGAGAAACCUGUUUCUGUUGCCUUCCUUCCCUUUAUCAGCAUGACCUUCAGCCAAAUCAGCAGGCUUCUGUCCAGGCAUAUCAAGUCUUGGUCCUUCCCCAAGGAAGAUUCCCAUUUCCUUUAUCCUUUGAAGGACAACUUAGGAUUCAUCCUCUGUCAUAUUCAAUCUCACUGCAGUAACAACCUGAAAUAUCACAAAUGUUCACUUUAAAUUACAUUUUAUGAAUCUCGGUAAGCAUCAGUGUAGUAAAGAUAACAUUAAUAUCAGUUCCAAGUGUAAAAUAAAUUGUCCAAAUUUAAUUGUUUCAACAUGGUGAUUAAACUGUGGGUUCUUGGUAAUGACA
Molecule: messenger RNA, 1595 nt
Organism: Zootermopsis nevadensis
Lineage: Eukaryota; Metazoa; Arthropoda; Insecta; Blattodea; Termopsidae
Source: RefSeq, a predicted model, not a curated record